Trichoderma harzianum CBS 226.95 is the source of this 1155-nucleotide messenger RNA. RefSeq lists its product as hypothetical. The coding region runs from base 417 to 1085 and encodes 222 amino acids. Lineage: Eukaryota; Fungi; Ascomycota; Sordariomycetes; Hypocreales; Hypocreaceae. The record is from RefSeq and is a predicted model, not a curated record. The transcript has a single exon.
UUUUUGCUGUUAGUAGCUGAAGGUUAUACUAAUCAAUCAUCUAGUUCUUGAAGAAUGCCUCGAUCUCUACGAGUCUCUCGAAGCGGCCGCCGGCACGAGUGGAGGAUCUCGCUGAUUCGUCUUUGCAUACGAUGCGAGUUACUACUAUGCAUAUGACCGAUACAGAUGCAUGAGCCACUUCGAAGCCGGAGCGAGAACAACCGGCUGUUUACUUGCUUUUCAACUUUGUUCGCUGUCUUUCUUGUUUUUCUUUUUCCUUUUCAUUUGCUAUUACCCUUGCAUUUCUAGCGGCUUGGGAAGUGUACAUUAUACGACGGGAACUUUCGACACGGCCUCUCCAAUAGCGAAAACACGAAUAUUAACAAGGUUAGAUCGAGGAGGAAUAACAUGGAGGAGAGGUUUCAUAGCUGGGUCUUAUGGGUUACGGGAUGGACGGAUGGACGGACGGAUGGAUAUUGGGACUUUUUCGCUUUUCUCGGAGGGGGCUGAUGCAUGUCUCUUGGAUCAGGCCUGUGUUUAGUAGGGCGCAAGGGGGGGAAGUCAGUGGCUCAGUAUAUCAAGUGAUAUGGCUGAAUACUCCAAUGGCUCUAGCUACGCCUGAAUGGGCUGGCAAACUGGCCUAUACACGGACACGCAAACAUUCCAACGAGGCACCUACAAACACGAUGAUGCAACACACACGCGGGCAUAGAAUGGUAAGGAAUGCCAUGUCAUUAUUGGGAGUGCGGCUCCUAGGCGAGCGGAUUUCUGGCGAAUUUGGUACGACAGUGUGGGAACUGGACGGGUAUUUGGUAGACAACAUGGGCAGGACAACGGCGGGAGCGGGCAAAAGCCUGCGAGGACCGAAUUUUUUAAGACAGGCGGCGUUGGAUGAUGGACUUUCGGGCAAAGAUGUGAGACUGGCGAUUGCUUCUCUGUUUUUUCUGUUUCUUUUCCUUUGUCAUUUGUCUUUUUCUUCUUUCCUAAUCUUCAUCACCCCGAGUCGAACAAUAACGAGGGACUUAUGCAAGAUUCCCACUAAAAGUUUUUGUUUUGUCUAUUCACAUAUUAAGUGUAUCAUGUUUAGACAAUUGGUUAGAUUAUAGCCGGUCUGGGCCCUCAAGGGCAGCAUCAGCCGGCCGGAAGUGGCACGCAAGUUGCUAAUGACUAGGUACA